Lodderomyces jiufengensis is the source of this 1875-nucleotide messenger RNA. RefSeq lists its product as uncharacterized. Gene Ontology annotation, molecular function: mRNA binding. Lineage: Eukaryota; Fungi; Ascomycota; Pichiomycetes; Serinales; Debaryomycetaceae. The record is from RefSeq and is a predicted model, not a curated record. The transcript has a single exon. The coding region runs from base 1 to 1875 and encodes 624 amino acids. Gene Ontology annotation, cellular component: cytosol.
AUGGCAUAUCCACCAACCAAUCUUGAUUCAUAUCAAGUUGGAGGUGAAACUAAUACGCUGGAUCCUCCUGAUUAUCAAAUUCAAUCAAUAAAUUAUGGAUCAAUUGCUUCACAAUCACAUUCACAAUCACAAUCACAAUCUCAACCACAACCACCAAAUCAAAAAUUAAAUCCUCAUACUGUAUCAAAUACUGCUAGUCAUCAACAUAAACAAGAACAAGAAUUAUUAUCAAGUUAUACUGUCCCGAAUCCUCCUGUUUCUACAAAACAAUCAACAAAUGCUAUAAUGACCGAACAACAACAACAACAACAACAACUGCAACUGCAACAAGAAAAUAUAUCAAAUACUACCACUUCAACAGAUCAACCAAGGACAUUAUGGAUGGGAGAUUUAGAUUCAUGGUUAGAUGAACAACAAAUUACAGAUUUAUGGUGGAAUAUUUUACAAAAAAAAGUUGUAGUUAAAAUUAUAAAACCAAAAUCUUUAAAAUUAAGUUAUCAAGGUUUAACAAAUUCUGGUUAUUGUUUUGUUGAAUUUGAAACUUUUGAAGAUGCUCAACAAGCUUUAAGUCUUAAUGGACAAUUAUUACCUGAUAUUGCAAUGCCUUCACAACAACAUUUUCCAAUUAAUCCUGAUAAUCAAAAAAAAUAUUUUAGAUUAAAUUGGGCAAGUGGUGCAACAUUAUCUGCUCCAAUUAUACAAAUGCCUGAAUUUUCAUUAUUUGUUGGUGAUUUAUCAGCUUCAACAACAGAAGCUCAUUUAUUAGCAUUUUUUCAAAAAUCUUUUCCUGAUUCUAUAAAAACAGUAAGAGUUAUGACAGAUCCUAUUUCUGGUAAAUCAAGAUGUUUUGGAUUUGUUAGAUUUACAGAUGAAUUAGAAAGACAAAGAGCUUUAACUGAAAUGAAUGGGAUUUGGUUUGCUGGUAGACCUUUAAGAGUUGCUUUAGCAACACCAAGAAAUAAUAAUAAUCGUAGAUUCAAUAGUAAUAAUCAACAACAACUGCCUUUUUUACAACAUCCAAAUGAAUUUAAUGAAAAUACUAAUAUACCUCCUGAAAUGAUGUUUAUACCUCCUCCAGGAAGUCCACUUUAUGGAUUUUAUAAUCAAUUAAAUAAUCCUAGUGGUUCACAAAGAGAUAUUGAAUCAAAUUAUUUAGAUACUCCUCAAUUACAAAGAUCAUUACAAUUAGGUAUACCUCCACCACAACCAAUUCAACAAUCUCAAAUAUCUCCACCAUUGCCACAACCACCACUACAACCACCACCUCAAUUACAUCAACCUCCACCACUACAACAAUUUUCAGAUCCCAAUAAUACUACAGUUUUCGUUGGUGGAUUAUCAUCAGAAGUUACAGAAGCUACAUUAUUUACCCUUUUUAAACCAUUUGGUAUAAUACAACAAAUUAAAAUUCCACCAGGUAAAAAUUGUGGAUUUGUUAAAUAUUCAACAAGAGAAGAAGCAGAAGAAACUAUUGCUGCAAUGCAAGGGUUUAUUAUAGGUGGGAAUAGAGUUCGAUUAAGUUGGGGUAGAGUAUCAAUGAAUAAUAAAAGGUUUCAACAACCACCUCAACAUCAACAACAAUUUCAACCACAACCAUAUCAUCAUCAACUACCUCCUCAAGUUUUAAGUGGUGGUGCUCCACAAUUGAAUAUUCCACCUCCACCAAUACAUCCAUUAGGUGUUCCAAUACAUCUGUUUCAUCAAUAUCAACCAUUUCAAAGUCAUAUACAACAACAACAACAACAACCACAAUCAUUACAUCAAACAUUACAUCAAUCAUUAUCAUCAGAUGAAGCUGAUUCAGCUGAAACUUCUACAAGUAAACCGCCUGGUGCAGAAGAAAGUGAGUCAUCUUUUGAUACCUCUGUUGUAUAG